AUGUCAAACGCAACGUUUGUUACCACUGCAGCCCCACUUGCCGAUUCUGUUACACCCGUUGCACCCAGCGAAGUUACCCCAAUUUCAAACGUGAGACAUAAAACGUGGGCUCACCUUUUGGAGUACCCCACCGUCUUGGAGGUCCACAAAUCCAUGGAGAGCUCGCGAUGGGUCAGACCCUGGAAGGUUCCCCUCAUGGACUCCUUUGAGACCGUGAGCAACAUCCAGCCUUUCAAAUUUGCAUACGAAACCGGAGAUCGUUGGACUGAAAGCGGAUUGGAGGUUUUAGAUGGUUAUUUUCCUUCGCUCAAGACCGUUGAAUGCCAGGACAUAUCUAAUCUGGUAACACAGCCAGCUAGAAGCUUGCAUUUUAUUGCUGUCAAGGGCGUGGUUGAGCCAACGGCAAAGUCUAUCAAUGAUACUCGGAUCUUUGUCCAUCAUGCUGUGUUGGACAGCAGGGCCACGCAGAUGGCCAAGAAAGUUGCCAACCCUGUUGCUGGCACCUUGAAUCUGAUUUUGGACUCAACUUGUCGAGUGGUACUUCCAAGCGUUGACUUGGAGGCAGGCGGAGAUUUAAGCGAGUUGAGGAAGACAAAAGUCAAGAUCGGCAAUCUUGUGACCUUGAAGAGAAAGCCCACAGAGACAGCUCACAGUGCCUCUACGGUGGCUCCAGUAGGUUCUGCGGCCAAUUAG
This is a messenger RNA of Sungouiella intermedia, 693 nucleotides long. The record is from the annotation of a GenBank genome assembly. NCBI's taxonomy places the organism in Eukaryota, Fungi, Ascomycota, Pichiomycetes, Serinales, Metschnikowiaceae.